CGGUCAACCAAAUCCCUGGACGAAGCCCUUUCUUCUUCGUCUUCUGGAAGUCCGGAUCCGGAAACCCUAGCUCCGCCAAGUGAUCAUGGAGAAUCUCCGCGCCAUUCUCUUCAUCACAUUGAUUUCUGCACUGUGCCCAAGCUUAACCCGGUCAUUCUCGCCCGAUAACCCGACGGAUCGCCGCAUUCUUGUUCUGAUCGACGACGCGUCCAUCAAGUCAUCACACUCCCUCUUCUUCAAAUCUCUCCAAUCUCGUGGUUUCGAGCUUGAGUUUAAGCUAGCUGAUGAUCCCUCCAUCUUUGUCCAAAGAUAUGGACAGUACAUGUACGAUGGGCUCAUUUUAUUCUCACCAUCUGCUGAAAAAUUCGGAGGGUCGUUGGACUUGGCUGCUGUGCUGGACUUUGUUGACUCGGGUCGAGACUUGAUUCUGGCUGCCGAUGCCAAUGCGUCCGGUUUGAUCCGUAACAUAGCUGCAGAGUGUGGUGUUGAUUUUGAUGAGGAUCCUUCUGCCAUGGUUAUUGAUCAUUCAAGCUAUGCUAUCUCUGAAACUGAGGGAGAUCAUACUCUAAUUGCAUCUGACAGUUUUAUUGAAUCCAAUGUUAUCUUAGGAAGUAGAAAGAUUGAGGCUCCAGUACUAUUCAGAGGGAUUGGUCAUUCAUUAAGUCCUGAUAAUAGCUUGGUCUUUAAAGUCCUUUCAGCUUCGCCUUCAGCAUACUCUGCUAACCCUAAGUCCACAUUGGUAAAGCCUCCAUCUCUUGCUGGGUCUUCCAUCUCAUUGGUUUCAGUAAUGCAGGCUAGAAAUAAUGCUCGCAUUUUGAUAUCUGGCUCUUUAUCAAUGUUCAGUGAUAGAUUUUACAGAUCAGGCGUGCUGAAAGCUGGGAGUUCAACUAAAUUUGAGAAAUCCGGCAAUGAACAGUUUCUUACUGAACUCAGUAAAUGGAUUUUCCACGAAAGGGGUCAUCUGAAGGUCAUCAAUCUGAAGCACCACAAAAUUGAUGAAAAAGAAGAACCUGCAGUGUAUAGGAUCAAAGAUGACCUGGAAUUCUCUGUGGAAAUUUAUGAGUGGUCUGGAAAUAGCUGGGUACCAUAUGUCACUAAUGAUGUUCAGGUGCAGUUCUACAUGAUGAGCCCCUAUGUAUUGAAAACCUUGGCUACCGACCAGAAGGGGCUCUAUCAUACUUCAUUCAAGGUGCCAGAUGUUUAUGGGGUUUUCCAGUUUAAACUUGAGUAUCACCGGCUUGGAUAUACCAGCUUAUCACUUUCAAAGCAGAUUCCAGUACGACCAUUCAGACACAACGAGUACGAGAGAUUCAUAACUACAGCGUACCCUUACUACGGCGCUUCAUUUACCACUAUGGCAGGGUUCUUCAUAUUUAGCUUCGCCUUCCUUUACCACAAGUAGAAAUGAGGCCUUUUUGGAGGUUUACUUUACGGAGCACUUAACGGAUGUUAACUGGAUUUUGUGAAUCCCAUGACGUUAAUUAGAAUGUAUUGUUAAUCUUAUAUUUAAGAGUAAAAUCUCAAAAUGGUAUUCAAUAACUACGUUUUUUUCUCAAAAUAGAACUCGAGAUGAAUUAAUUUCCAAGAUGAUACUCGUUAAUUGAAAACAAUGCCCAAUUUAAUUUCCAAGAUGAUACUCGUUAAAUGUGAAAAUAGAUGUUUAAGAUUGUU
Molecule: messenger RNA, 1671 nt
Organism: Cuscuta campestris
Lineage: Eukaryota; Viridiplantae; Streptophyta; Magnoliopsida; Solanales; Convolvulaceae
Source: the annotation of a GenBank genome assembly